Messenger RNA from Megalopta genalis, 2516 nucleotides. RefSeq names its product peroxisomal multifunctional enzyme type 2 (gene Mfe2). Gene Ontology annotation, molecular function: oxidoreductase activity. The record is from RefSeq and is a predicted model, not a curated record. Lineage: Eukaryota; Metazoa; Arthropoda; Insecta; Hymenoptera; Halictidae.
UAUAUUUUCGUGGACUCUAUCAUUAUAAAUCGAAGUCGGGUGGACUUUAAACCAAUUGAAAAUUUUGCUGUCUCAUUUCGAAUCAUAUAAAGGUUUAUAUAAAGGCCUAAAACAAGCGAGAACAUUACUUCUUAAUUUGCCCUCCGCAAAAAUGACGAGAUCAGAGGAGUUACGUUUUGAUGGCCGUGUUGUUGUGGUAACAGGAGCAGGAGCAGGACUGGGUCGAGCAUAUGCUCUUCUUUUUGCUUCAAGAGGUGCCAGUGUUGUCGUAAAUGAUUUAGGUGGAGGACGACACGGCGAUGGAAGUAGUACCAAAACUGCAGAUACAGUUGUUGAAGAAAUCAAAAGAAAUGGUGGAAAGGCAGUUGCCAAUUAUAAUUCUGUCCUCGAUGGUGCAAAAAUCAUCAAAACAGCUAUCGAUACUUUCGGACGAGUGGAUGUAGUAGUCAAUAAUGCUGGAAUUCUCAGGGACAAAUCAUUUGCAAAAAUGUCAGAUACCGAUUGGGAUUUGAUACAAGAUGUUCAUUUGAAAGGAGCAUAUAAAACUACUCAAGCCGCAUGGCCUUACUUCAUUAAACAAAAUUAUGGUCGCGUGAUAAUGACGACAAGUAACAGUGGACUAUAUGGUAACUUUGGACAAUCGAAUUACAGUUCAGCAAAAAUGGCCCUUGUUGGUUUAGCUAAUACAUUAGCUAUAGAGGGUGGGAAAAGAAACAUAUAUACAAAUGUUAUAGUACCAACUGCCGUAUCUCGUUUAACAGAAGACAUUAUGCCACCAGACUUUCUUGACCAUUUAAAACCUGAAUUGAUAGCUCCGGUAGUAGUCUGGUUAUGUCAUGAUAAGUGUACAGAGAAUGGUUCCAUUAUCGAGUCUGCAUUAGGAUGGGCUGGAAAAUGUCAUUUAGUUCGUGCAUCAGGAUCCACUUUAAGGCAAAGUUUAUCCCAGGAUGUCACUCCGGAAGAUGUUGAACAAAACUGGGCAGCUGUUACUAACAUGUCGUCUGCCAAACAUUUUGAUAGUAUCGAGCAUGUAACAGGACAGUUUAUGACUGCGAUAGAAGAAAUGAAAUCUGGAAAUACUAACAAUGGAAAUUCAACACAGGAUAAUAGUUUGACACAUACUUACACUACUCGAGACACGAUAUUAUAUGCAUUGGGAGUCGGUGCUACCGUACAAGAUACGUCUGAUAUGCGUUAUCUGUACGAGAAUCAUGAAGACUUUGCUGCAUUACCAACAUUUUAUGUUCUCUAUGGUCCAGUGUUUGUAAUGUCUUCUAGAAUAUUCGAAGAAGGUUUACCUGGAUUUCAAAUAGACCCGAUGAAGAUGCUGCAUGGAGAACAAUACUUGGAAGUUUACAAAUCGGUGCCAACAGAAGCUACUGUGCGAACACAAUUUAAACUUUUAGAUGUACUUGACAAGGGUUCAGGAGCUGUAUUUAUAAUACAGCAUGAAACAUUCGACUCCGUCAGCGGAGAUAAAUUAUCUACAGGACAGAUGUCAAUUUUUGCAGUAGGAGGUGGUGGAUUUCAAGGAAACCGAACAUCUUCCAACAUUGUGCCAACUAUUGAUCCCCCUAAUAGAAAACCAGAUGCAUCCGUUACGCAACAAACUAGUUACGAUCAGGCAGCAUUAUAUAGAUUGAGUGGCGAUACAAAUCCUCUACACAUUGACGCAAACAUGGCAGUAAUUGGUGGUCAUAAAAGACCAAUUUUGCACGGUUUAUGUUCCUUUGGAUUUUCUGUCCGUCACGUCCUGAAAACUUAUGCCGGCGGCGAUCCAAGUGCAUUCAAAGCUAUCAAGGUCCGUUUCGCGAAACCUGUUCUUCCAGGUCAGACUCUGCGUACCGAUAUGUGGCAAAAUGGAAAUAGAAUACAUUUCCAAACGUAUGUCACAGAAACUAAUGUACCAGUCCUGACAGGUGCCUACAUCGAUUUGAAAGAGGUAAAAGUUAAUCAACUUCAACCAAAUCCCUGCUCAGGCACUGAAAAUCUUGAAAGCGAUGCGGUAUUCGUGACUAUAGGUGAAUACGUGAAAGCGAAUCCGGAAGAAGUAAAAAAAGUCAAUGCUGUCUUUGUUUAUCAUAUUCUAUCGAAAGGAACUCUACAAGCAACAUGGACUUUGGACUUGAAAAAAGCUGAAAUGUACAAAGGAGAGCCUAAAUCAGGGAAAGCCGAUGCAACGUUGACGAUCGAAGACGCGGACAUGAUUCAAAUGGCUUUGGGCAAAUUAAACCCUCAGACGGCAUUCAUGCGAAGAAAACUAAAGAUUACUGGAAAUAUCAUGCUCACUCAGAAGUUAAAGACUCUUAUGGAAGCCGCGAAAUCAAAAUUGUAAAAUCGCUAAUAUUCGUCGAUAGUUGAUAUACAAUUGUUGUUAUAUUGAGAUGUAUAAUUGUUGCCUUUUAAUGUUCGAAACUUUUAUAUUUUUAUAAUUUUUAAACGGUACAGUAAGGUUGAGGGUGAAAUGAUUAUACAUAAAUUAUAAUAAAUACCCUUUUGUUGAAAUGGUUUGGAAA